Messenger RNA from Bombyx mandarina (wild silkworm), 884 nucleotides. RefSeq lists its product as uncharacterized. Gene Ontology annotation, cellular component: membrane. The record is from RefSeq and is a predicted model, not a curated record. Lineage: Eukaryota; Metazoa; Arthropoda; Insecta; Lepidoptera; Bombycidae.
AUGAAGGGAUCCAUGAGUGCGGGAUCUCGAAUUGCUGCCUACGUACUCAUCAUCACCAAUGUUAUUGCCAUGAUAACUUGCGUGAUAUUCUUUGCGCUUGGAUUAUGGACCAUAGCGUCUCCGUCUACGUUGGCUACUUCAAUAGCGACCAUCGGAAGUCCUGUUCUGACUGUAUUAUUCCCCAAAGAAGAAUUAAGCCUGUCUUUGGGUCUUGGCGCAGCGUUCCUGUCGAUGCUCCUAUUCUUCAUAUCCUUCAUGGGGUUCCAUGGGGCUUCGACGAGAUCUCAAUUCUCACUAUUCAUGUACUCCGUAUUGAUUAUCUUACUGCUGAUGCUGGAAUGUGCCUUGCUCUUUUACUUCAUGACAGACUUCGUACAGAAAGGAAUGAGAGAGCAGGACGGACAAUGGUCACACAUGCUGCGUCUCGGCUUCCAAUGCUGCGAAUUCAAUGAAACUAUGAACGCGAACUUGGCUCCACCUUGGUCCUGCUGUGGAGUCAACGGGCAUCACAACAAUUGUACCGCCUUGGACUUUUACAAAGAGGAUUGUAACAUAACAAUUUCCUCGUGGUGGGAUGCUUAUCAAAUCGCCAUAUACUCUGGGCUGGUUGUCGGACACCUUGUAUUGUCCUGCUGUUCUCUAAUGCGACGAUGUGGUACUGCUAAAGUGAGCAGCUAGCGAUUACAGCGCCGCGACGCCGGCGAUAAAGAACCUUCUAGUGCAAGGAAUGCUUUCCACAAAUCCCGCGUGUCUCCGGCGGUUGAAGCGGCCGACGGUGUAGUGGUACUAGUGAUGGGGCGAACGCGACUUGGAUGGAUGGAAGCGAAACAGCCCUGAAGCCAAAAAUUAAUUUCGUUGAAUCUCGUCAAUAAAAUGCUUUCAAU